AUGCCCAGACCAGGCAAGAACUCUUAUGAGGAUCAAGUAUAUCUUCAUAUCAUCCAAACCAGAGAUUUGCGUUUUUCAUUUCAGAAACCGCCGUAUUCAUACAUAUGGCUAACUUAUAUGGCAAUACAGAAUUCUGAAGAGAAGAUGUUACCGCUGACUGAAAUUUACAAAUUCAUAAUGGAUAAAUUCCCGUUCUAUCGUAAGAACACGCAACGGUGGCAGAAUUCACUCAGACACAAUUUGUCAUUUAACGAUUGCUUUGUUAAAAUACCGAGGCGGCCGGAUAGGCCCGGAAAAGGAUCGUAUUGGGCAGUACAUCCGAUGGCCGUUGGAAUGUUUGAAAACGGUAGUUGCUUAAGGAGACGGAAGAGGUUUAAGGUCAAUCAAUUUUGUGGAAAUAACGACGAACUGGAGACAGCCCUUCCUUCAGAGCAUCUCUCGCUCUCUUGUCGUCCUGGAUUACCGUGGAUGCUCGCGAAUCGUUGUCUAUUAUCCCAACAGCUCAUUGAUCCGGUAUCACCGCUGUUUGACAGACCAUAUUCCAUAGGUAAUCACAACAACACCAGCAACAACAAUAUGAUGAAUGCUCUCAGUACUAAUCAAACAUCUAAUCUAUUAAUGUUACCUCAAUAUCUCAACUCUAAACUCAUCGAAUUCCACAAACCACUUCCAACUCUCACCCCAAAUCAAUCGUUCAUGAUCGAUUCUAUUUUAUCCACACCCUCAUGA
Messenger RNA from Anisakis simplex (herring worm), 729 nucleotides. The record is from the annotation of a GenBank genome assembly. Lineage: Eukaryota; Metazoa; Nematoda; Chromadorea; Rhabditida; Anisakidae.